AUGCACCUGUUGCAUGGCGUUCCCACACCUGCUUCUGCACAGUGUGGUGUGCCCAUGACGAUGUCACACAUCCAGGGCCUUUUUCUGACAAAAGCCAAACGUUAUCAUUAUCAAGAAAUGUUACAUGGCAUCAUAGGAGAUGACUCUCAAAGAUUUGUUCAUGGUAUCAGGGUGGCCAUAUUUAUUGAACUGAUGCUGUGCUGUCUCUCUAGUACUUUGAAUGAUAUUCAGCCUGUGUAUGGUGAGGAGCAGCAGUAUUCCUGCGAUGAGUGUGGUGAUUCAUUCAGUCAGCAACUAAUCCUGAGAGCACAUCAGCGCAUACAUAGUGGGGAGCAACCUUUUGUAUGUAAUGUAUCUAAUAAGUCAUUCGGUGUUCAGAGUACACUGAAGACACAUCAGCGCAUACAUACGGGGGAGCGGCGAUUUUUAUGUGAUGUGUGUAAUAAGUCAUUCAAUGAUCAGGGUUCACUGAAGCGACAUCAAUGCAUACACACUGGUGAGCGGCCCUUUGUGUGUGAUGUGUGUAAUGAGUCUUUCAGUGAUCACAGUACACUGAAGACACAUCAUCGCAUACAUACUGGGGAGCGGCCAUUUGUUUGUGAUGUAUGUGGUAAGACAUUCAGGAUUGAGGGUGCACUGAAGAGACACAAGCGCAUUCAUACUGGGGAGCGGCCAUUUGUAUGUGAUGUAUGUAAUAAGUCAUUCAGUGAUCAGAGUCAUCUGAAGACACAUCAGCGCAUGCAUACUGGGCAGCGGCCAUUUUCGUGUGAUGUAUGUAAUAAGUCAUUUCAUCAGCAGGGUACACUGAAGACACAUCAGCGCAUACAUACUGGGGAGCGACCAUAUGUAUGUGAUGUAUGUAAUAAGUCAUUCAGUGUUCAGGCUUCGCUGAAGAGACAUCACCGCAUACAUACGGGGGAGCGGCCUUUCGUAUGUGAUAUAUGUAAUAAGGGAUUCAGUGAUCAGAGUCACAUGAAGACACAUCAGCGCAUACAUACUGGGGAGCGACCAUAUGUAUGUGAUGUAUGUAAUAAGUCAUUCAGUGUUCAGGCUUCGCUGAAGAGACAUCACCGCAUACAUACGGGGGAGCGGCCUUUCGUAUGUGAUAUAUGUAAUAAGGGAUUCAGUGAUCAGAGUCACAUGAAGGCACAUCAGCGCAUACAUACUGGGGAGCGGCCAUUUGUAUGUGAUGUAUGUAAUAAGUCAUACCGGAUUCAGGGUUCACUGAAGACACAUCACCGCAUACAUACUGGGGAGCAGCCAUUUGUGUGUGAGGUAUGUAAUAAGGCUUUCAGAGAUCAGAGUCACCUGAAAACACAUCAGGGCAUACAUGUUGACAUGUGCAGUAAAUCAUAGAGCAGUAGAGUUGGGUUUAGACUAAAGGAACAAUAUGUAAUUUGUAGCAUUCUGCAGUAUUUAAUGUUGUAAAUAAGACAGUUCUGCUGUCUGUUGCAUGCUACAAGAUUGUUGUUGCUAACCUUUCCAACUGACAAGAAAUGAACUGAGUUCGUUGGUACAGAAGUCAAUGCAUGUCAAUAUCUGUUUAAUUCUGACUGCUGAAUGUGCACAAAACCCUGUCUUGUGUGGAAACAGACAUGACAUGACAUGACAUGUCAAUCUCCUUACAGUUAUGAUGGUAAUCAACAGUAGAAGCUAGUGAUUAUUAGGAUUUAGUCACUGAAACUGAUGGCAGCUCAUAAACGUAAUUGUGCAACUUCAUUUGUUUUGUGCUCUGUGUUAUCUGUGCUCUCCCUCCAUCUUCUGUGAGUAAAUUCUUUGAUCAGUUAGUUACAGUUUUAUGUAUAUGAUUUGGAUUGAAUAUAUUUUGAUGGCUAUUAUGGAUUGGUCAGAUGAAUACAAACUAUGCUGUAUUGGUUUUUGCAGACAAAAUAUCUUAUUGUUUGAUACUUGGUAUUACGAUUAUAAAAAGGAAGUUAAAUAAAGAUGUGUUGAUUCUGUUUGAGGAGAAAUAAAAUAGUAGAGUGAAUGUAA
Cryptotermes secundus is the source of this 1992-nucleotide messenger RNA. RefSeq names its product zinc finger protein OZF-like. The coding region runs from base 1 to 1356 and encodes 451 amino acids. Gene Ontology annotation, molecular function: RNA polymerase II cis-regulatory region sequence-specific DNA binding; DNA-binding transcription factor activity, RNA polymerase II-specific. Gene Ontology annotation, biological process: regulation of transcription by RNA polymerase II. Gene Ontology annotation, cellular component: nucleus. The transcript is spliced from 2 exons. The record is from RefSeq and is a predicted model, not a curated record. Lineage: Eukaryota; Metazoa; Arthropoda; Insecta; Blattodea; Kalotermitidae.